CGCUGAACAGAAAGUUCGGCGAACUUUCUGUUCAGCGAACCUUUUUACAAACAAGUUUCCCCUGAUUAUUGGUGAGAUGCUCUGUUAGCCAAUGAGGAAAAAAUAAACUAUUUCCCUCUAUCUCAUUGGUUUACACUCUGAUCCCUGCUCUCACGGUUUUGUCCCAGAAAGUCUUUAUUUGCUUUAUUCGGGUCACAUUGGAGGUGGGAGGAACUUAAAAAGAAACUUAAAAAAAAUCCAAAGCAAACUUAAGCAUUACCGAGUGAACAGGGAUGACAUUCAGACACCUGGCAGCUGUCUGUGUCUAUGCAGGCUUCUGGCAGUAAUGGCUACAGACUGGUUAUAAAGUCUAAAAGCUUCAGUGUGGUUAAUUGGUUGAAAGCCGCCUUACUGCCUGAGGCCUUCAUGGAUUAAACCCUAUAGACUGAGACAGGAGCAUCUUACUUCAGAUUUGGUCAUUAAUUGAGAAUAGAAACGAUUUGUCUCGGUCUGUAUGGUUCUAAAAUAAUUUGGGGUGGGUAAUUUGGAGCAUUUGCUGCCCUGAUGCACUUGUUUAUCUGGAUCCGUCUCUACACACUUGAGAGAAUUGGUCUUUUUUUACACAAAUGCAUCGGUAAGAGUGGGAGGGGCAAGUGGGCAAUUGAGGAGGAAAAGAAAAAUCGGGAAUAUAGGGAUUUAAGAAACAGACUCCAAAUUUAUGUGAAAUUUAAAACGUGUUUAUUUUUAUUUGAUAUAAUUGGCCUGGUUUCAGUGAGAAAAUUUUACAUUUUCAAAUGUGAUGAAUAUUAUUGGAUUAAGUUUUUGUUCGGAAAAAAAAUAAAGCUCACUGAAAUUUAUUGCCUGACGUGUAUUUGUUUUAUUACCCUGUUAAACAGAAGCUAGGGGGCAAAGUGUCGGCCUUCUGGCUGGACUUUGGGUCACGGAUAUAAACUGAUCUGGAAGCAGUUUCCUUUAUUCUGGAGUUUAACUUCAGCUCUUCUCUCAGGAUGGUUAACCUGGUGCUCCCUUGCUUUUCAUUCAUAACUCUGUUAGCAUUUGGGAGAUGUUUACUGCUGCCUCCAUGUGACAGUGAAAUCUACUGCUCAGGACCCAUCCUGCAUCAGGUCCAAGAAGCUAAGCUGUUUGAUGAUGACAAGUACUUUGUUGACAUGAAGCUGAAGUCAGCUCCUGCUGAUGUUUUGGCAGCUUUUAAACUCCUCUCCAAUGAAUCGCCAAACUCCUCCAUCCCUGCCACAAAACUCAAAGAGUUUCUUGAUGCAAACUUUGAGAAACCAGGAACAGAGUUUGAGACGUGGAUACCAACAGACUGGCACGAAAAGCCCAAGUUCCUGAGCGGAAUAGCAGAUGAUAAGCUGCGGAUGUGGGGGGAAGAGAUUCACAAUCUGUGGAAGUCUCUCGGCAGAAAGAUCCAAAAUAAUGUCAAAGACCAUCCAGAGCUCUACUCUCAGAUUUACACCCCCCAUCCUGUUGUCGUGCCGGGCGGGCGCUUCAGGGAACUCUACUAUUGGGACUCCUACUGGGUCAUCAAUGGACUGCUCCUGUCCGAGAUGACCGAAACGGCCCAUGGUAUGAUCCAGAACUUCCUCUUCCUCGUCAACAGGUAUGGCUUUGUUCCAAACGGUGGGAGGAUUUACUAUGAGAGGAGGAGUCAGCCUCCAUUCCUCACGCUGAUGGUGGAGAGCUACUAUGAAGCAACCAAGGACCAGCAGUUCCUCAGAGAAGCUCUUCCAGUUCUGGAGAAAGAGUAUGAGUUCUGGAUGCGAAACCGUUCUGUGGCCUUGAAAGAAAGCGGGUCAGACCAUGUUCUGAACCGGUAUAUCGUGGAGGCGGACCUGCCCAGGCCUGAAUCCUACACUGAUGAUCUGGAAUUGGCUGAAGGACUCUCUGAUGAGCUCAAACAGCAGCUGUGGAUGGACCUAAAAGCAGGUGCAGAGUCUGGUUGGGACUUCACCUCCCGCUGGUUCAUAAACAGCACCGGCCACAACGACGGGACCCUCCGAGAGACCCGCACCAGCCAGAUUUUACCCACUGACCUCAACUCCCUGCUGUGCCGCAAUGAGAGAACCCUGGCCUCGUUCCACCGACUGCUGGGUAACACUGAGUCAGCCGCUCUGUAUGACCAGGCUGCAGCCGGCAGGACUAAGGCUAUGGAGGCGCUGCUGUGGGACGCUGAGAGGGGAGCCUGGUUUGACUACAACCUGGUGACGCACUCCAAACACUUUGAGUUCUACCCCUCCAACCUGGCUCCUGUUUGGGCUCGAUGUUAUUCUCAGCCUGAGAUGGAAGAGAAGGCAGUGAAGUACCUGAAGGGGAGCGGCGCUCUCGACUUCCCCAACGGAGUGCCAACGUCACUGAGGGAGUCUGGGCAGCAGUGGGACUAUCCCAACGCCUGGCCUCCUUUGCAGCACAUGCUCAUUGAAGGUUUGUCCAAACUGUCUUCAGAGGACGCCAAGAAUCUGGCUUCUAAUUUGGCACAGCGCUGGAUCAAAACAAACUGGCUGGCUUAUGAAAAAUACAAAGCCAUGUUUGAAAAGUACGAUGUGAAUGGCGACGGGAAACCAGGUGGAGGUGGAGAAUAUGAAGUUCAGCUGGGCUUCGGUUGGACCAACGGUGUGGCCCUGCAGCUCCUGGAUCAGUAUGGGGCGACUCUCACCUCGGGAGGCAGACGUGUGUGUGUUGACCUCCUGCUGCCUCUGGCCGUCUCCAUCGCUCUCAUGCUCCACUGAAUCAGAGGUGUCAGAAGAACCCGGCUGAGGCCUGGAUUUUAUUUUAGCAUUCCUGUUUUCACUCCUACAACAUCUCUCUGUCCACAGACACGACUAAAGAGACUUAUGAGGAUAUAUAUUUUUAUCCAUUAAAACCAAUAAUUAGCAUUUUUAUUGCAUAUAAUUACUGAUGAUUUGUUUUAUUCCUCUGAGGCCAGUAUUGCUUUGUUUCAUGAGAAGAUUUGUAUCUAUAUUUUAGCUGCUGAAUGUCAUAACAGCAUUAAUUUUCUUCUUUACUUUAAAAAUAUUCACGCUACUAAUUCAGUUCUUGUAUUUAUUGCCGUAAUGGAGCUUAAUUAUCCUGAGCCUCUGGGUUUCAGUAAAAAAAAAAAAAGCCUGUAAAUUAACUUCGUUGAGAAAUAAACAUUGACUCAGAUACUCAUA
Cyprinodon tularosa is the source of this 3149-nucleotide messenger RNA. RefSeq names its product trehalase (brush-border membrane glycoprotein) (gene treh). Bases 987 to 2726 code for a protein of 579 amino acids. Gene Ontology annotation, molecular function: alpha,alpha-trehalase activity. Lineage: Eukaryota; Metazoa; Chordata; Actinopteri; Cyprinodontiformes; Cyprinodontidae. The transcript has 15 exons. The record is from RefSeq and is a predicted model, not a curated record. Gene Ontology annotation, biological process: trehalose catabolic process.